UGGGCGGGACUUCAGCACACGUGAGUAACGCGCCGCAAACAUGGCGGAUCCUAGAGAAGCGUUUUCAGAUGAAGAGAAGGAACACACACACAGAGCCGAAGACUUAAAGCCGAGUGAAGACACAUACGCCGAAGACAUGGAGCCGAGUGAAGACACACACACCGAAGACAUGGAGCCGAGUGAAAACACACACACCGAAGACAUGGAGCCGAGUGAAGACACACACACCGAAGAGACACACAAGAGCUUCAGAGACCUGGGCGUCACUGAGGUUCUGUGUGAAGCCUGUGAUCAGCUGGGCUGGAAGAAACCCACCAAGAUCCAGAUCGAGGCCAUUCCUGUCGCUCUGGAGGGCCGUGAUGUGAUCGGUCUGGCGGAGACGGGUUCGGGGAAGACGGGGGCGUUCGCUCUGCCGAUCCUCCAGUCUCUGCUGGCGUCGGCUCAGCGUCUGCACUCACUCGUCCUCACGCCCACCCGAGAGCUGGCCUUCCAGAUCGCGGAGCAGUUCGACGCCCUCGGCUCCAGCAUCGGCGUCAAGACCGCGGUUGUCGUGGGAGGGAUUGAUAUGAUGUCUCAGGCUCUGGUUCUGGCCAAGAAACCUCACGUGGUCAUCGCGACUCCGGGCCGCUUGAUCGAUCACCUGGAGAACACCAAAGGCUUCAACCUGAGAGCGCUCAAAUAUCUGGUGAUGGACGAGGCCGACCGCAUCCUCAACAUGGACUUUGAGUCUGAGGUGGAUAAAGUCCUGAAGGUCAUCCCACGCGACAGACGCACAUUCCUGUUCUCAGCCACCAUGACUAAAAAGGUGCAGAAGCUUCAGCGAGCGGCUCUACGGGAUCCCGUGAAGUGCAGCGUUUCCACCAAAUACGCCACCGUCGACAAACUGCAGCAGUUCUACAUAUUCAUCCCAUCAAAGUACAAGGACUGUUAUCUGGUCUCUAUCCUCAACGAACUGGCCGGAAACUCCUUCAUGGUUUUCUGCGGCACUUGUAAUAAUGCCCAGCGUGUGGCGCUGCUGCUCCGGAACCUGGGAAUCACGGCCAUCCCACUGCACGGUCAAAUGAGUCAGAACAAGCGUCUCGGCGCACUCAACAAGUUCAAGUCCAAGUCCCGCUCGGUGCUGCUGGCCACGGAUGUGGCGUCCCGCGGGCUGGACAUCCCUCACGUCGACUGCGUCAUCAACUUUGACAUCCCCACACACUCCAAGGAUUACAUCCACCGCGUGGGCCGCACGGCGAGAGCAGGGAGAUCUGGGAAAUCCAUCACCUUCGUCACACAGUAUGACGUGGAGCUGUUCCAGCGCAUCGAGACACUGAUCGGGAAGAAACUGCCCGCCUUCCCCACACAGGAAGAGGAAGUGAUGAUGCUGGUGGAGCGAGUGAGCGAGGCUCAGCGGUUCGCACGCAUCGAGAUGAAGGAGAGCAGCGAGAAGAGGAAGCGGCCCAGAGCGGCCGAGGAAGAGGACGGCGAGCAGUCGAGCGGCGUGAGGAAGAUGGUGAAGGGCGGCUCCUUCAGAGGAACUCGAGGCGGAUCACGGAGAGGACGAUGAAGAUCACGGCUGCGUUCUCUUCCACUUUGUGAACUGUCUCUUUAAGAUAAUUUAAAUAUGUAAUGAUGAAUUUCUUUGAAGCCGCCUCCCCCUUUGGCAGAGAACAGACCACAACGUUACUUCUCUUAGAGGCGUUUCCCAACGGCAAGAACUGGCGGACGGGCGAGUUAGGCUUCGGAGAAGAACCCUGGAGUCCGGAGUGAACCGAACAGCGCUCUGUGUCGGGCCUCACAGGAGUCAUGAACACACGAUGGCUGCCGCUGUGCUUUAUCAAGAGACCGCGGAGAUCUGCCUUAUAGUGUCUCCAGCUUUGUGUGUCUAACCCUUCUGCUUUUCUCCUCACCUGCCCAUGUGUUUAGAAAUGUGACUGGACAGUUUACUUGCUAUACCCCUAAAUAAAAAGUCACAAAAGUUUAA
Pimephales promelas (fathead minnow) is the source of this 1966-nucleotide messenger RNA. It is a transcript of the gene ddx47, whose product is annotated as DEAD-box helicase 47. The record is from RefSeq and is a predicted model, not a curated record. Gene Ontology annotation, molecular function: RNA helicase activity; ATP binding; nucleic acid binding. Lineage: Eukaryota; Metazoa; Chordata; Actinopteri; Cypriniformes; Leuciscidae. Gene Ontology annotation, cellular component: cytosol.